UUAGACACGCAGUGUGCUCAGAGGAAGAGAAACUGAGCUCAUGUGAAAAUGGCGUCUCCGAAAACAGUGCCAAAAGAUGCACAGGUAAUGAUGCAGAUUCUUAAAGACAUGGGAAUCACUGAGUAUGAGCCCAGAGUCAUCAAUCAGAUGCUGGAGUUUACAUACAGAUAUGUAACAACUAUUAUUGAAGAUGCAAAAAUAUAUUCCACCCAUGCUAAAAAGUCCAGUGUGGAUGCAGAUGAUAUAAGGUUAGCAAUUCAGUGUCGAGUGGAUCAGUCCUUCACGUCACCUCCACCUCGAGAUUUUCUGUUGGAAAUCUCGAGGCAGAAGAACACAACCCCGUUACCCCUUAUUAAGCCAUACACUGGUCCACGACUUCCACCGGACCGCUACUGUCUAACUGCACCCAACUACAGACUUAAGUCCUUGCAGAAAAAGGUGACUUCGUCUGCGGGCAGAAUAACAGUGCCACGGUUGAGUGUGGGGGCAGUUUCCAGUAGGCCAAGCACUCCAACUUUCGGCACAACCUCAGUGCAGACGGUGGGGUCAAAAGUAGGGACACCUGUGUCACUGACAGGCCAGCGCUUCACUGUUCAGAUUCCCUCUUCACAGGCUGCCUCUGUCAAAUCAGCUACUCCAGCCACUCCCACAGUUCAGAAUGUUCUCAUCAACCCCUCUCUCAUCGGCUCCAAGAACAUCCUCAUCACUACUAAUAUGGUCUCCCAGAAUUCAUCCAGUGACUCAACCUCUCUCAAGAGGAAGCAUGAAGAUGAGGAUGACUAUGAUGCUUUAUGACCAGCUGUGUUUCCUUACUAGUGUGGAAGCAAGUGUGAUUCUGUAAAUAAGCAAUCGUUUGUUGUCAAUCUGCCCCUCAUUAGUCUGGUCUUGUUUAGGUUAUUACUCAAUACAGUGUUGCCAUUACAAUUUAUUGUUAAUUUGUGUAUGUAAAAAAUAAAUAAAUUGGUUUAAAAAAAAAAAAACAUGGUUUUGGAUGUUUUGCAACUUAGCAUUUUUGUUGAGUUAACUUUGCUACAUUCAAAUUAAUUUAAUCACAUUUAACCCAUUGUAUUUUUCAGAUGCUUAUGCACAUUUAUCAAAAUAAUUGUAUAACUUUUAUUACUUUCAUUUAUUCCAUAACAUUAGGUGUAAAAUGAAAUGUAAUUAUAUACCAGCAGAGGGAGCUGGUUAGACUGGGAAAGAUUCAUACACCUUCAAUCCGGGAAUGAAUGGUUUUAGUGUUACAAAACUAUGGUUAUAAUAUAAAAUAUUAUAUAAUAUAGUUUGUUCAGGCAUUUAGACAUUCCUGUAACAUAUCCUUGCUUUUAUUUGACAUUGAGGGAGGGUUUGGAGACAAGUGACCGGCAAUAGCGCUAUGGUCCUGUUAUCUGUUUGGUGCUCUCUUGCUCCAUGUUAUGCCUUUUAAAAUGCAGUCGAGACAGAAAGUCAAUGGUAAUAAUUAGACAAUGCCUCGUAAUUUAUGCCAAAUUAUAUUAAAGCUUUGUGAAUGAUUGUAGACAUCUACGUUAUGCAUAAUGUUUUACAGUCUACAGUCCUAAAUUGAAAAGUGACAACGUCAGUAACUUUUGUCUUUGGACUUACACUGACACCUAGCGGCUUGGAUGCAGCAUAAUUAAAAAAAAAAAAAUAGUUUUCAGUUUCAGAUGUCAUUGUAGAAAUUUAGUACUCACAGUCAGACAUGAUUACUUAUAUCAAUGAGCCAAAGUGUCAAAUAACAGGACGGUUACAGAGAUUAAGCGAGUUGUAUUUGACCGGUCAUGUGAUUCUAACAUGGCCGCCCCCAUGUGUGGACCCUCUUCAUGUGGAAUAAAACAGCUUUUAUAAGGUCA
Messenger RNA from Myxocyprinus asiaticus (Chinese sucker), 1847 nucleotides. Its product is annotated as transcription initiation factor TFIID subunit 9-like. Gene Ontology annotation, cellular component: SAGA complex; transcription factor TFIID complex. The transcript has 7 exons. Gene Ontology annotation, biological process: DNA-templated transcription initiation; RNA polymerase II preinitiation complex assembly. The record is from RefSeq and is a predicted model, not a curated record. Lineage: Eukaryota; Metazoa; Chordata; Actinopteri; Cypriniformes; Catostomidae. Gene Ontology annotation, molecular function: RNA polymerase II general transcription initiation factor activity; transcription coactivator activity; protein heterodimerization activity. The coding region runs from base 49 to 795 and encodes 248 amino acids.